AUGGCCAUCCUGGAUGAAUGCUGGAUGGACCAUUCGCCUUUGGAUGAAGAGGACGGUAGGGUGAAGAAAACAUCGAUGACCCCAUGUGGCCCUGUGAGUCUGGGGAAAACUUCCGCAAAAAGAGUGCCAACUUCCUUACUGGACAACGAUGUCUUCCUGAACACUACAGGCGAACCCCUGUUCGACCCUCAGUCCAUCAGACAUCCCAGAUCCUCCGAAUGGUCGCUGCCCGACCACCUGGCACAGAUCGUGCAUUACUGGGCCUCUGGACUGGGAAGUGCCCUGGAGAUUAAGAAAAAUAUCCAAAAUAUUGCACGAACAAAGUUAGAAAAUGCUGAUUUUCUCACAAUGUCAUUCUAA
Molecule: messenger RNA, 360 nt
Organism: Pelobates cultripes (western spadefoot toad)
Lineage: Eukaryota; Metazoa; Chordata; Amphibia; Anura; Pelobatidae
Source: the annotation of a GenBank genome assembly